AUGAAGGAACCUGAGGAUAUCGGUGCCCACUUUGAACGAAGUGGUGGCGCAGUGGUGGAAGAGGCGACCGAGGGUGCGACCAGCGGCAUCGGCCUGGAGACCGCCCGUGCACUCUACCAGCGCGGCUACCACGUCGUCCUCGCAUGUCGCGAUACGGCCAAGUGCGGGAAGGUGGUCGAGGAGUUGGCGGCUGAGGGAGAACAAGCAGUGUCCCCCGGUUCGGCCGAAUGCAUGGUACGCGUCGCGUUCUACCAGUUCCCCUCGGUGGACCUCACCUCCCUCCAAUCAGUGCGCGACUUCGCCGAGGAGUUCAAGCAGAAGCGCCAACCGCUCCACCUCCUCAUCAACAACGCGGGGAUCUACAGCCCGCCGUACGGCGAGACCAAGGACGGCUUCGAGUCCCAGUUCGGCGUCAACUACCUCUCCCACUUUCUGCUCACCCACUUGCUUUUGGAUAAGCUGAAGGAAUCGGCGCCUGCGAGGAUCAUCAAUGUCUCCUCGCGCGCGCACACCAUGGCCAAUCUGGACUUUGACAAUUUGCAGAGCAAGCGGAACUACAGCCGCUACACGGCCUAUUCGCGGUCCAAGCUCGCCCAGGUGCUCCACGCCAACAAACUACAGCGCCGCCUCGAAGGGAGCGGAGUGACGAUCUGCGCGCUCCAUCCGGGCGUGGUGAACACGUCCCUGUGGCGCGACCUCCCCGGCCCGCUCAAGUACAUCGCCUACGGCCUGGGCUCCGUCUUCUUCAAGACGCCCGCCCAAGGCGCCGAGACCACGAUCUGGGCGGCCACGGCGGACGAACUCGAGGGCGUCGGCGGCAAGUACUACUCCGACUGUCGCGAAAUCCCCUCAUCAGCCCAGUCGCGCGACAUUGAGGCGCAGGACAAGCUGUGGCGAGCCUCGCUGGAGCUGGUCGGACUGCCCGCGGAAGAAGAUGAGACUGAGGCCGAGAAGAAAGAGGAGGAUACCACCCACUAG
Acanthamoeba castellanii str. Neff is the source of this 978-nucleotide messenger RNA. Its product is annotated as lightdependent protochlorophyllide reductase, putative. Bases 1 to 978 code for a protein of 325 amino acids. The transcript has 9 exons. Lineage: Eukaryota; Discosea; Longamoebia; Acanthamoebidae. The record is from RefSeq and is a predicted model, not a curated record.